UUUCUGCUGCUCGUUGCUUUACCUGCGUGCAUGGACCAUCAAAUCUCUUUCAGUCCGAGCUGCCUGCACCCACGGUUGCAACAUGCUGCAUGAAAUUCGCCUCUUUCACAGCGUCUAGCGGCCAAAAAAAAUGGCUUUCGGUGUUUUGGUGCUCGUUUGUGUUUGCUUCGUGCGCGGAAUUUCUGGCCAAGAGCCAACUGUGAUGCUCAAGCAGGGCGCCGUCAAAGGGUUGACGAGAUACGCCGAAUUCACGAGAACGCCGAUCAACACCUUCUUGGGCAUCCCGUACGUCGAGCCUCCGCUCGGACGCCUGCGUUUUUCCACUCCCGAGAGGGCAAAGAGAUGGAACACAACCCUGGAGGCGUUCGACUUCAAACCAGCGUGCCCGCAAAUUCUCGACCCACCAAGCGACCUUCCCGGGCUAGCGGUUCCCGCAAGCUACAGCGAAGACUGUCUUUACAUCAACGUGUGGGCGCCGAGCGUCACUUCUGGCGGCCUUCGUAAUUACCCCGUGGUCGUGUUGUUUGAGGGCGACGAGUUCGUCAGCGGCUGGCCCGGACGUUUUCCUGCCGAAGAACUCGCCUCCGAGGGUAUCGUCGUCGUCUCUGCUAGCUACAGACUCAACGUCUUUGGAUUCUUCUACCUGGGAAUAAAAGAGGCACGUGGAAACUACGGCUUGCUGGACCAGUACUUCGCCCUGUUGUGGGUGCGAGAAAACGUGGCAGCGUUCGGCGGUGACCCCAGCGCUGUCACCCUCGUGGGCCACGGCGCGGGGGCUGCCAGCGCCCUUUUGCAUGCCGGCUCACCCAGAACCAUUGGGCUUUUCCAUCGGAUAAUCGCAAUGUCGGGUUCUCCCCUAGCGCCGUGGGCUGGUGGCGAGAAAGGCGCCGCGUCCACAAUGGCAGCGUCCAGGGAAAUCGCAAAGUCGCUGGGCUGCUUGAAGCAAAACGUCGGAAUCGCGCUGGCCUGUCUCAGAAAAGUGCCAGCCGACCAACUGCUCCAAGCUUUCCAGACUCUUUACAACGGUGGCAACUGGUCCGAAAUUCCGCUGCCCGUGAGCGACUCUUUCCUGCCGGAGAACGACCGCUACUUGCCGGAAGAGAGCAGAACCGCGCUCACCAAAAUCAGCGUGCCCAUACUCCUUGGCAUCACUUCCAGCGACGGCAUUGCAGCACUUGCGUCGAUUAACGGCUUGUCGCAGAAGGGGUUCCAGGAUCUGCUCAACUUCGCCGAACGAGUCACAAUUCCCGGGCUGAUCACGCAAAUGGGCCUGGAGAAAAAGCAGAGCCUGGUCCGGGAAGUCGUAAGUCACCACUACCUGUCUCGCGCGCGCAGCGGCGACGCCGAGGCGCUGCUCGCGCAAAUCAUCAAGCUUUACUCGGACGCCAUGUAUCACGCUCCGAGCCACGCAACCGCCAACUUGCUGGCCCAGAACUUGAACUCGCAGCCCGUCUACGUGUACCACCUUGGCAAGCUCCCGUCCAUCGAUGGAGCCGAUUUUUUUCACAGAACCGGCAUCAAUUCUUCAGGCGCCUCCUACGGCACAGACCUGAUAAUCCUCAUGGGUCAGAAACUGCUGGCCAAAGUUCUGGGACGGCAGCAUUGGUCAGUGGCGAACGACCGGGUGACCAACGCCGUCCGCCGCUUCUGGCUCAACUUCAUCAGACAAGGAAAUCCAACGCCAAACGCGUACGGCUACAGCACCGCAUGGCCCCGCUACUUGCCGACCGAGGGCAAUUUCUUCAGCAUGGAAAACCAGCAGAUGCGGACAGAGCCGCUGCCCAGCGAGGGUGUCUCCUUGUGGAACAACCUGCUGCCCAAGCUCAACGCUCUGCAUCCGGAAAUAACCACUGAGAAGCAAAUUAUCCAGAUUACACAAGUUGGAAGUAGUGUAGGCUACAAAAGCACCACCUUGGUUUUGGGAGUGCUGUGUCUGGGGCUUGGUGUUCUUCUGGUCGUCACCCUGAUGGUGAUGAAGCGUCGCUACGGACGCUACCGAGACAACGCCGAGGACGCCUUCUGACAUGAGGACCGGGGCGAGGAAAUCCCCGAGCGACCUCCUCCCCCGAUCGAGUCCAACUGGCGCUACAACCUCACCUCCUACAGAUUUUAGUUUUUUAAAGACGAACGGACGCCAAGUGUGAUAGAAAUGGAAAGAAGUGUAAAUAAUUUUUGUAUCUAUUUUAAAUAAUCUUAUUUUGUUACCUGACGAAAUGUCAAAGGCUGGAGGACAAAUUGGCUGAAAUUAAACCAGAAAUUAAAAUUUAUGUAGUAGAUUGUGUGAUAAUACAAGAGUUAAAUACCAAAAUUGAAAGUUUAGCCUUGGUGUAAACUCGACCGGGCGCUGGGAGAUGAAUUCAAAUUCAAAAUUCAAUCACCCCUCAUUUUUUUUUUUAAAUUUUCAACGAUGUGGUCUCAUGUUAUACGCAAUCUACUGGUAAAAACUGAUUUUCGUUGAAUCAAAACAAUUUUGUCUUCCAACCUGUGAAAUUUCGACUCUAUUAUGUAGCUAGUUUUAAUUUAUAAUCAAAUAGUGUGGUAAUAAUGUUCAAAGUUUUUCGUCUAACUUUUUUAAACGUUGUUUUUUAGUGUUAGGAAAUUUGUAAAAUAAAAUGGCCAUACAAUUUGA
Messenger RNA from Cloeon dipterum, 2629 nucleotides. RefSeq names its product pyrethroid hydrolase Ces2e-like. The coding region runs from base 131 to 2023 and encodes 630 amino acids. The transcript has 11 exons. NCBI's taxonomy places the organism in Eukaryota, Metazoa, Arthropoda, Insecta, Ephemeroptera, Baetidae. The record is from RefSeq and is a predicted model, not a curated record.